Messenger RNA from Salvia splendens (bonfire salvia), 1090 nucleotides. Its product is annotated as probable membrane-associated kinase regulator 1. The record is from RefSeq and is a predicted model, not a curated record. Gene Ontology annotation, cellular component: plasma membrane. The transcript has 2 exons. NCBI's taxonomy places the organism in Eukaryota, Viridiplantae, Streptophyta, Magnoliopsida, Lamiales, Lamiaceae. Bases 24 to 905 code for a protein of 293 amino acids. Gene Ontology annotation, molecular function: kinase inhibitor activity.
CAAGGGGCAAGAGCAGCAGCAAGAUGGGGCGGCGCCACCGCAGCAAAUCGCAGACCCUCCCGUCCUCCCCCACCUACUCAUCUUCCUCCUCGGAGUUUGAAUUCCGCACCUCCCUGUCCCCCCACAAAUCCUCCCGCCCCGCCGACGAGCUCUUCUACAAGGGGCAGAUCCUCCCCCUCCACCUCUCCCCCCGCCUCUCCAUGGUCCAGUCCCUCCUCCUCCUCUCCUCCUCCUCCCCCUCCUCCUCCUCUUACACCUCCCGCGACUCCACCGCCUCCUCCAACCUCCUCCUCGACUCCGACUCCUCCCGCCCCAGCUCCGCCACCGACGACGACUUCAUCAAACGCCCUUCCGCCGCCGACAUUCUCUCCCGGAAAUCCCCCAAAUACUUCUCCCUCGCCAAAUUCUCCUCCAAGACCACCUCCUCUGUCAAGCGCGUCAGCACAACCGCCAGAGGAGUCCUCCGCAAGUACUUCAACAAGGUCAAACCCCUCUACGAAAAGCUCUCCCACAAACAACACCACCACCACCACCAGAAAAUGCCUGCGCCGGCGGCCGUGGCGCGGAGAUCGAACGACAAUUCUAGAGAAAUCUCGAUGUCUUUCUCCGGGAAUUUGAGAUACCCCAGGCGAAGAAGCAGCAUCUCGAGCUGCCCUUCCUCGAUGACGUCAUCGCCGCGGCGGGGCGAGGUCCCGCAAAUGGGUCGGGUCGGAUCCGGAUCGUACAACCCGGGAGCUUCGUCGAUGGCGGAGCUGCAGAGUGCCAUCCAAGGCGCCAUUGCUCACUGCAAAAACUCCAUGAUCAAGAACAAUGCGCAAAAGGAGAUUCCGUCGCCUUGGCGGCCCCUACACUCCGGCCCGACAUCAUGUAAGGGAGUUCAAUCAGGGUAUGCAGUAGCCCGUUAAAGGGGAGGCCUUAAUCCACUGGCUGUCAGAAGCCCAUCUCCCAAAGCCUCACACUUGUGCCUGAGAGAUAGAAGCAACUACACGACAGCAGUGGGAUCAGCGGUAUAUAAUAUCAUAAAACAUCGUGUAAAAGAAAAAAGGUUUGUAUGGACAUAUAAUUAUCUUAUUGUAUGUCAUAAAACAAG